This is a messenger RNA of Caenorhabditis remanei, 336 nucleotides long. RefSeq lists its product as uncharacterized. Gene Ontology annotation, biological process: maturation of SSU-rRNA; mRNA splicing, via spliceosome. The record is from RefSeq and is a predicted model, not a curated record. The coding region runs from base 1 to 336 and encodes 111 amino acids. Gene Ontology annotation, molecular function: RNA binding. NCBI's taxonomy places the organism in Eukaryota, Metazoa, Nematoda, Chromadorea, Rhabditida, Rhabditidae. The transcript is spliced from 3 exons. Gene Ontology annotation, cellular component: U4/U6 x U5 tri-snRNP complex; nucleolus; P-body.
AUGCACAACUCGUCGCACUUUCCAUCCUCUUUCAAUGAAGCCUUUUAUAUAAAAUCAUUUGCUGGUUUUCCUCGCAGUGGUGUUCGUUUUAACCAAAGUAAAAUGAGCAAACGCCAAAAUCCAUCGGAGUUCUUAAAGAGAGUCAUCGGAAAGCCCGUUGUGGUCAAACUCAACUCUGGAGUUGAUUACAGAGGAAUUCUCGCCUGUCUCGAUGGAUACAUGAACAUCGCACUCGAGCAGACCGAAGAAUACAGCAACGGACAACUUCAGAACAAGUACGGUGAUGCUUUCAUCCGUGGAAACAACGUCCUCUACAUUUCCACAUCAACAAAGUGA